GUCGGUAGAUCCAUUCCCUUCCCACAAUGAGCUUACAGUUUAGAGAUGUGUUUACAGUCCAGAAGUCCCUCUUUAACCCCUGGAACAUGUUUCUGCCCACCCCCAAGCCUCUCGGAAAUUUCUUAGGAAAUUUUCCUUUAUUUCUUGCAGGUGUUGGGGUCUUUUGCUUGAAAGAUGACACUCUGAUUGUUGAGAUUUUUAUCUAGGUUGUGGGGUGUGAAAAACUGACAUAUGUGAGAAAGGAUUUUACUGUCAGUGGUGGCAUCUUCUGAACGAAGGAUGUCUCUCUCCGGAUGUGUUUACAUGCCCCUACUUUUCCCUCUGAAUCAGUUCUUUAGUAACCUUGCUGUCUUGUCACACUAGGUCAGACGUAUGAAGGACCAGCAAUUGUGACUUUCUCAUCCUUUCCCCUUUGUCAUCGAAUUCAUUCCUUGUCCUCCGGGGACAGACAUCUCCAUUUCCUGUAGCUCCAGAUUAAUCAGUCCAUCAGAAGUAUUUGUUUAUGGAGCGGUUCCUAUAGACAGAACACUGUACUCAACACUUGGGAGAGUACAAUACAACAGAAUUAGCAGAUCCACUGCCCAUAACGAGAUUCCAGUCUAGAGGUGAAUCCAUUUCCAGGAUUCCGGUUGGCAUUACCCGUCAGAAGCCACGCUCUUCCUUUCUCCUCCCACAUACUUGCUGUCACAGCAAGAACACCCCGGCCCUGGAUUCUGGUUUGAAAAUCAUAGCAGAGAGCCUGGGCAGCUCGUUAAAAGUGACAGUUGUUCCAGGAGGAAGGGGGAGCAGGUUGUCCGAGUUCUCAGAGAUGCCCUCUGAGGGGAGGCUUUGACGAGUCUGGAUAGGGCCGUGCCCAGGAAACGACAGAGGGGAGGGAGCGGUGUGGAGGAGGGUGAGAAAGAGACCGAGGGAAAGGAAAAUGCAGAAACGCUUCAUCAAACAUCAGCUCCCAUCUGCUGUCUGAUCUCUCUUCCCGCACCCGUCCCACAGGCCUGGAUUGGGCGGAUCUGCCUUCCCCAAACCCGAGCAGUUUCUCGAGUCAUCUUAAUUGCUAACCGCAGAGUUGUGUGGGCAGCGCCCGCUUACCGUUUUGCAGAAUGAGCCCUGGUGUUGGCUUGGCAGAGAGACCCAGCGGGACGUGGAGGAACCCAUACAGGAAAUGACUUUUCAAAACUUGACUGGAGACCAACUCCUUCUACCACAACUGGCGCCACAGAAUGUACCGAGAGGAGCUGAACCUGACAUCCCCGGAGCCCCCGCUACAGUUCCGCCUGGAGGCCAGCUGGCUUCAGUUCCACCUGGGCAUCGACCGGAACGGGCUCUACCCCCGGGCCGGCCCCGCCGUGGAUGCCCUCCUCCGGGACAUGAGGCGGUUGAGCACCAUCAGCGCCGACUACAGUCAGGACGAAAAGGCUCUGAUGGGAGCGUGUGACUGCAGCCAAAUUGUCAAGCCCAGUGGCGUCCACCUGAAACUGGUGCUGAGGUUCCAGGACUUUGGGAAAGCCAUGUUCAAGCCAAUGAGACAGCUGCGGGAGGAAGAGACACCAGAAGACUUCUUCUACUUCAUCGACUUCCAGAGGCACAACGCAGAAAUCGCAGCAUUCCAUCUUGAUCGGAUUCUGGAUUUCCGCCGGGUUCCCCCAACGGUUGGGAGGUUGGUGAAUGUGACCAAGGAAAUCCUGGAAGUCACCAGGAACGAGAUUCUGCAGAGCGUUUUCUUUGUUUCCCCAGCCAGCAACGUGUGCUUCUUCGCCAAGUGCCCUUACAUGUGCAAGACGGAGUAUGCGGUGUGCGGCCAGCCACACCUCCUCGAGGGCUCCCUCUCGGCCUUCCUGCCCUCCCUCAACCUGGCUCCCCGCCUCUCCCUGCCCAACCCGUGGAUCCGCUCCUACACCCUGGAUGGAAAAGAAGAGUGGGAGGUGAACUCCCUUUACUGUGACACGGUGAAGCAGAUCUAUCCGUACAAUAGCAGCAACCGGCUCCUCAAUAUAAUCGACAUGGCCAUAUUCGACUUCUUGAUAGGGAACAUGGAUCGCCACCACUACGAGAUGUUCACCAAGUUCGGAGACGACGGCUUCCUCAUCCACCUGGACAAUGCCAGGGGAUUUGGUCGGCAUUCCCACGAUGAGUUUUCGAUCCUCUCCCCGCUGUCACAGUGCUGCUUGAUCAAGAAGAAAACCCUGCUGCACCUCCAGCUGCUGGCCCGGCCGGACUAUCGGCUCAGCGACGUCAUGAGGGAGUCACUGCUUGAAGACCAGCUGACCCCCGUCCUCAGCGAGCCCCACCUCCUCGCCCUGGACAGGCGGCUGCAGCACGUCCUCCGGACCGUGGAGGGGUGCGUCCGGAUCCAUGGCAAGCGGAGCGUGGUGGCCGGCGAACCGCUGGACGAGCCCACGCCGGCCCCCCAACCGCCAGCCAGCUAGGGCCGGAGGCGGGCGCGGAGAGACCGCGUUGAGGGGAGGGGGGAGCCGAGGAUGUCCGCGGUGGUCUCCUCACCACCGCCCACUUCCUCCUCUCGGCUCCCUCUAGAUGCCAGGGGCCCGAAGCCUUCGCCGGGGACCCGAGGCCAGUCUCGGUCCCCUGGCCGCGAGGGCCGGGGCAGUCCCUGCGUGGCCCAGUGGGGACCUGCCGAGUCUGAAAUCCUCUCCCGUGGACAACCAUCCCGCAGCAGUAGCCUCCUGAGCAGCCGGUUUCCCGGACCCCGGGGCGGGAAGAGCGGUGGGUGUGGGCCGGCCGGCCUCCCGUGGGGGCCGGGAGGGACUGGGACCCCGGAGCAGGGUCCUCACCCCAAGUAAGACAGAGCUCUUUGGAGAUGAGAACGAGGGUGCAAGAGGGCACAGCCUUCAGCUCCGGCCUCCUCCCACCCUGACCUGGGAGCCAAGGAUGGACUCUUCUUCCCCUGGACGAAGCCGUGGGGCCCGAAUGCAGGAGCAGGCCUUCCCUGCAGCGGGGGCUCGCCCGGACGGUGGGUGCAGGUGGGCCGCUGCCGACCUGCUCUCCAGCUCGUGAGUCAAGGUGACUCGACCUCCAAAGAACACUUAUGCUCAAGUUGUCCCCGCUGAGGUCUCGGGAGGCGGUACUGCGAAAAAGCUGGGUGGCGGUGAAGGGCAAAGAUUAGAUGGCAAGGAAUCUUGAGAAGGGCAAAGUCCCAAGCCAACGGGUGGGGGGGACUCCAGGGGCCAGUCUCUCCCCGCCCCCCCGGCCCAGCCUUGCGGAGAGCCCGGUUCCUGCUCUGACCGUUUCCUUUCCAUGGAGGAAACUUUGAUACCCCUUGCUCUUCCGUGAGUUAGACUGUAAACCCGUCAAAGGGCAGGGACUGUCUCUGUGGCUGAUUUGUACAUUUCAAGCGCUUAGUACAGUGCUCUGCACAUAGUAAGCGCUCAAUAAAUACUAUUGAAUGAAUGAAUGAGUUAAGUCUCGCUCAGCGGAUCGGCUCAGGUGAUGUCUACGAGGCACGGAGUCAAGCAGAAGUUCGUUGAAUUCUCUCCCAAACUGAAUCACCAUAAGUGUCCCCCACUGAGGCCUCAGACCAGGUCACUGAUAGUCAUUUCACUUUUGGCUAGGCACCAUCAGCAGGGUUCCGCACUCAUUCACCUUGUCUGCCAACUUGGGGGGCACGCGAUCACUGGUACACUGGUGCCAUCUCUGAGCCACAUCCUCACAAACCAGGCCGCACAGUUUCAGGGAUUGGGGGAACCCUCCAGUCGGACCUGGGGGCCCGGUCCCAUCCCCACGGCACUGCAGGCCGACCCCUCACCUCACCCGCCCCCCUCCACUCAUUCCCUCAUCCCUCGGCCCCUCCGAGCCCAGAGGACAGAUUACCUUUCGGGGUAGUGGUUUGGGCCAUGCCAGUCUGCACAUCUGUGGGACAGGAGAGGGCGGGAUCCCUGUCUAAAAAAGAAAGGGGAGAAGGGCUCCAUAGCUAUUUGACAUGGACUCCCAGUCUCGCCCAUCCCGAAUCUUGGUCGAGGCCCGAGAGUCUCCGGUGAGAACUGGAGAGACCCAAAAUGGUGACUCUCUGGCCCGUCUGGCCCUGUGGAACCUGUCUCCCUCCCAACCUCCCCUCACCUUAAAAUCCCUGCUCCUCUUCACCCCAGUUUGGCACCUAAGGAUGGGCCAAACUUGGAAUCCCGUUGAAGCUUGGGGAUAAAAUCCCUAAAAAGCUGGCCCCCAAUUGCUUUCUUUAUCACCGCAGAAGCGAGAAAGAGAGCCGUGUCUACCCUCCCCGCCACCCCGGUGGGUGGAGCACGGACAUGUCCGAUCCCGUGUCCCGUUGGGCCAACCGCAUCCAGACAUUCCGAUUUUCUUUAUGUCAAAGAUCCCUAGGGAAGGGGCUUCUCCCAUUUCUCCUGUUCAGAAACAACAGCAACCUGAAUAAACUUCAAUUUAAAAAACUG
Messenger RNA from Ornithorhynchus anatinus (platypus), 4397 nucleotides. RefSeq names its product FAM20A golgi associated secretory pathway pseudokinase (gene FAM20A). The transcript is spliced from 11 exons. Bases 1218 to 2423 code for a protein of 401 amino acids. The record is from RefSeq and is a predicted model, not a curated record. Lineage: Eukaryota; Metazoa; Chordata; Mammalia; Monotremata; Ornithorhynchidae. Gene Ontology annotation, molecular function: protein serine/threonine kinase activator activity. Gene Ontology annotation, cellular component: Golgi apparatus.